This is a messenger RNA of Trypanosoma rangeli, 687 nucleotides long. Its product is annotated as ubiquitin-conjugating enzyme E2. The coding region runs from base 1 to 687 and encodes 228 amino acids. The transcript has a single exon. Lineage: Eukaryota; Euglenozoa; Kinetoplastea; Trypanosomatida; Trypanosomatidae. The record is from RefSeq and is a predicted model, not a curated record.
AUGCCUAACCCACCCACCCCGCAGUGUGUGCGGCGCUUACAGAAGGAGUAUUCUGCUUUGUGUCGAGAGAUCGACCCGUUGUUUUUCGCUAUCCCCUCCGCAAAGAGUAUUUUGCAUUGGUACUUCAUCAUCAACGGCCCUGUUGAUACGCCUUAUGAAGGCGGUCGCUACUUUGGGCGAUUGAAUUUUCCACCUGAAUAUCCAAUGAAGCCGCCUGAGAUAAUUAUGCUGACACCUACUGGGCGUUUCGAGGUUAACAUGGCAAUCUGCCUCACUAUGAGCAAUUACCAUCCGGAGAACUGGAGCCCGCUGUGGGGGAUCCGAACCAUUCUUACCGGUUUACUUUCGUUUAUGGCGGGGGAGGAAUAUGCCACUGGAUGUAUGGUUUGUAGCGAUGCGCAGCGAAGGAAGUACGCUCGUGAGAGCCGUCGUUUCAAUGUGGAACAAAUGACAUUGUACAAGCAACUCUUUCCAGAAGAAUAUGAGAAAGAUUCAGCAGCCUUGAAGGGAGAGAGCCAUGAGAACAACGGAUCCAUGUGUAAAACAGAUGGUCACGUGGAGAGUUGCGGUGCGGAUGCGAAAACGGAAGGCGCGAUUGGAUUGCAAGAAGAGCAAUGGAGCUGGUUGUCUCCGAUGCUUCUAAGUCUUUUUGCUGUGGCAAUUGGGGCCUAUUUUUGGCUGUGGUGA